Messenger RNA from Fraxinus pennsylvanica, 681 nucleotides. The record is from the annotation of a GenBank genome assembly. Lineage: Eukaryota; Viridiplantae; Streptophyta; Magnoliopsida; Lamiales; Oleaceae.
AUGGCUGACGAUGAAUUACCACCGCCAAUUAGGUUGAUGAACUUCGUUUCUGAAGAACAGUUGGAAGAAGCUCGGAAAACUAGGGGUGCUCGAGUCGAGGACGGUACUGCCCAGAGAGAUAGGUCCCUUUACGAGAUUUUAAAGGAGAAUAAGGACAAGAAAGACUCAGAAUUCAGUGAACGUUUCAAGCACAGGCCACCGAAAGCUUUGGAUGAAGAUGAAACCGAGUUUCUUGAUAAACUAGAGAUGUCAAAGAGAGAACAUGAACGCCAAAUGGCAGAUGAAGAAGAGCAGCAACUACAAAGUUUUCAGGCAGCAGUAACAGCACAGUCUGCAAUGGUGCACGAGCUAAAGGAGGCACCUUUAAUUCCUAAAGUCCAGGAUCAAAGAUCAGUUGGAAGGAAGAACCCCUCAUCUCGUCCAUUGGGCAUUGUAAUAAAAGUCAAGCCACAAGCGAAGAAAGCAAAAAUGAAUCCCGCAAAUCCAAAGGAACCUUUAAAUGCUGCCAGCAUACCUAAUGGUGACACAGAAGAGCCUUUGGAAUCGGCAAAUUUACUUAGUGUUGAUACUAAAGAAUCUGUAAGCUCAGUGGAAAUGAAAAAUGGAGAUAGUAAUGUGUCUGGUUUUGUUGCUAGUGGUGGUUUAGUUUCAUAUAGUGAUGAAAGUGAAGAUGAUGACUAA